Enterobius vermicularis (human pinworm) is the source of this 174-nucleotide messenger RNA. The record is from the annotation of a GenBank genome assembly. NCBI's taxonomy places the organism in Eukaryota, Metazoa, Nematoda, Chromadorea, Rhabditida, Oxyuridae.
AUGAAUUUUAUGAUUUCGCUGCCGUAUCAACAGAAGUUGUCUACAAAAACGCCAAUCCGGAAUACAACUUCACGAGAGUUUGGACCUUAUCGAAUGGUCCAGAGCUUACUGCAUAUCUACGUGUCGCUGUAUGUGUUCGUGAUCAGUAAUUCUUUUUUGCUUUUCCGCUAUUAA